Messenger RNA from Arachis duranensis, 765 nucleotides. RefSeq lists its product as uncharacterized. Bases 1 to 765 code for a protein of 254 amino acids. Gene Ontology annotation, molecular function: nucleic acid binding. The record is from RefSeq and is a predicted model, not a curated record. Lineage: Eukaryota; Viridiplantae; Streptophyta; Magnoliopsida; Fabales; Fabaceae. The transcript has 4 exons.
AUGGUUCCUCACGUGCCUCUUAACCCACAAGCCCCCGCGUUUGUCCCGGCUUAUCAGAACACAUGGCCUUUUACCGCCAUUCCUACUGCACCACCACCACCACCACUGCCGCCGACAGAACCACCGUGUCUGCAAGGGGAGUUUCUCUCUCUUCCACCCAACUUUAGCCUGUAUUUACCCACAGUGCCGUUACCCCUUUCUGAUGGUACGAACAACACCUUCCUUUCAUCACCACCAGAACCGUUUGUGGUGGUGAAUGAAGAAGUUGCUGUUACUGAUUCACUGAAACAGCAGCGGCAGCUGCAGUUCAAUCACCAUGGAUUCAUGAACAUCCGAGUUGGUCCGAGACGAUCAUAUCAGCAGCAGCAUCAGGCGCGAGUACUGUGGAAGCCAAAGAAAGUGAAGGAGGAAAAGGAAGAUAGGAAGCAACAAGAGAAGCUCUAUAGCUAUGGCUAUGGCUAUGGAGGGAAGAGGGGGAGACAAGAUUUUCGGCGAGAUGAUCUGGUGAAGUUUUUGGAAAAUCAUUGCAUGGUGGAGAACAGUAAAAUAGAGCAAGGAUUUGAAAAGACUGAUGUUUUGGCCUUUGAUUUUGUUUAUCUGCCGAUUGAUUUCAAGACAGGAUUCAACAAGGGCUACGCAUUUGUGAAUUUUACAACCUCAAAAGCAGCAUGGAAAUUCAACAUAACAGCCUCGAACAGCAAAUGGGAGAUGUACCAAUCCCAAAAGGUUCGGCAAGUUGCAAAAGCAAACAUUCAGGAGUUUUAG